UUCAUCUAUGGCUACAGAAUUGACGGAAACAAUCAAGAUUGAAUUCAUCUCAAAAUGCCUCGGGAUUGGCCACAUUCUCAGUGUAGACAAAUGCCUCGAGGUACACACGUUCUGAUCCUAUGAUGACAGAUUAGCUGGAACCAGGGCAUUCCGGCUUCUACCUUACCUUAGUUUGAAAGAAACUCGCCGUCCAGUCUAUUUCGUACCUCACGUUCAUCUUCCCAGUAUAAAAGUCCACUUGACUGCGCUACUGACGCUUUUCUCGCUUCGUUCGCUCGUUUGUGGCUGCUGAACAGCUGUCUCUGCGAUGACUGAGUCAUAUAUCAGUCCGUCAGACGUAGCGCAGUAUCACAGCUCGCAGGACAGAGUCCGAAAUUGGAUCACUGCUCACGCAGACCACGUCUUCACCUCGCCUAACAUUCCUCCCUCGGAACUUGAUGAUCAGGAUGCCUUAUCUUCGCCGCCGUCCGACGUAGAAAGCUCACAUUCUAUUCCGCCACGCUUGAAGCUGCGCUACCCGGACGGUAGAGAGUCGCCCAUACCUCAUACAACCAAUUCUUCUUCAAGUACUGGACGAAAUUCGCGUUCCAGGUCCAAUCCACAACCAAACUCGUCUCGUCAACGAUCGAAGUUAGCCACUGCGCCUUCAUCUUCCCCUAUACUAAUAUCUGAUCCCCGAAGAGAAAGGGAGAAAUUGAGGUCGCAUUCUCCUGAGGAGAUACAAAUUUUUCCUUCCGCUUCCGACGAAAUUCCGCCUGUGCCGUUGAGUUCGCAUCACUCACGCUCGCGUUCGCUACCUCGAGAUGCCUUUUCUCCUUCACGCAAUCAUGAUCCAAUGCCUAAUUCUUCCUAUGGGGCGACACCCGUCAUGCAGAUGCAGACGGAGAUGUCGCCUCCUGUCAUACCUUUGUUACAGUCCCCUGGUCCUUACGCAGGAUUUGCCCGGACGCAACCUGCUCCUGCUCCCUGGCACCCAUAUACAAAUGCAGUCAGGACAGGACCGAUGAUGCCUCCUUCUCGCGAGCACUUCAAGCAUAAUCCACCUUCUAUCGUUUAUGCCCCUUCCAAUAAUUCUCGUACAAACUAUCACCCUCCAGCCAUUCUUUCCUAUCGCCCUACGGCAGGCCCGAAUCGCAUCUUUUACAGUCACUCGGUACCUCCUGCCCAAGCUCAGAUAGCUAAUGCAGGUUACCCAUCGGUACAUGGCAGCUAUGCUCCACAGGAAGAAAGAGUCCACCACCAUAAGCGAUCGUCAGAGUUGCGGCAUUCUUCUUCACAUCAUAGAGACAGAAGUGUCGGUAGUGCGAAAAGUGGCAAAAGUAGUAAGAGUAAAGAUACCACGUCAAGAAGACAUGGACGUGAUCGAUCCCGCUCUUUACCUCUCGAGCAGGAAUAUCCACCCAAUCCACCCUCAGAACACUAUCGGCAUCCCCAUCAUCAUCGUCCGCGUCCCCCAUCCCCAACGGGCAGCCAUGGUUCGGGUAGUACAUAUUACGUUCUCCCAACUGCGAGGCAAAAGGUUCAUGUUCUGUAUUCUUUUUCAUUUUGGAUGUAUUAGCGUUCACCAGAUACGCUUUACACUGCAACUACCACGACACAAUCUCCUACGACUCCCAUUUCGCCCACUGGGAGUAUUAAAAAAC
This is a messenger RNA of Lentinula edodes (shiitake mushroom), 1643 nucleotides long. RefSeq lists its product as uncharacterized. Lineage: Eukaryota; Fungi; Basidiomycota; Agaricomycetes; Agaricales; Omphalotaceae. The transcript has 2 exons. The record is from RefSeq and is a predicted model, not a curated record. Bases 308 to 1558 code for a protein of 416 amino acids.